This is a messenger RNA of Ahaetulla prasina, 813 nucleotides long. It is a transcript of the gene ANKRD63, whose product is annotated as ankyrin repeat domain 63. NCBI's taxonomy places the organism in Eukaryota, Metazoa, Chordata, Lepidosauria, Squamata, Colubridae. The transcript has a single exon. Bases 1 to 813 code for a protein of 270 amino acids. Gene Ontology annotation, molecular function: protein binding. The record is from RefSeq and is a predicted model, not a curated record.
AUGCUAAAACCGCGGGACCUGGGCCCCGGGGCGUCCACGCAGACUUUCCUGGAGGCCAUGAGAGCUGGCCGGAUGCAUCUGGCGCGCUUUGUCCUGGAUGCCGUCGAUGGGGCUAUUGUGGAUUGCCGAUCGGACCGGGGCCGUUCGCCUCUCAUGUACGCCGUGCUGCUGAAGGACCCGGCGUGGCGACUGGCCUUUGCGCGACUGCUGCUGGAGCAUCAGGCCGCCGUCAACCUGAGCGACGACGCCGGGCGCAGCGCCCUCAGUCUGGCCUGCGAGCGCGGCUAUUUGGAGGUCAUCAAGCUGCUGGUUCAGUUCGGCGCCGACCCAGACACGGUGGACGCGCGGGGCUGGAGCCCCCUCAUGUACGCCUCCUCGGAAGGGCGGACGGCGGUGGUCGAGUGGCUCCUGCGCGCCUUCCGCCGCUUUGGGCAGCUCCGCCUCGAGCGCGCUGACCGCGCCGGCCACACGGCGCUCCAGCUGGCCGCCAGCGGGGGCCACCACCAGUGCGUGCGGGCCCUGCGCUCGGCCGGCGCCUUGCUCCUCAUCUUCCCGGAGUCAUCGUCCCAGGCCGGGGACGACGACGACGGGGCUGCGUCGGCUGCUUCUCCCCCGCUUCGCGCGGCCAGCGAGCGGCGGCUCCCAUUACACCAGCGGAGCGCGCAGGAGCAGAGCUUCCAAGGGGAGGAAGAAGAAGCAGAAGAAGCAGCAGCAGAUGGCCCAGAAGCGAAAAAGGAGCCUUCGGCGACGAGGGGCCGCCCGCUGAUUCGCAGGUCCACGGCGCCUGACUGUCAGAGUCUUCUCAGCCACUGA